Molecule: messenger RNA, 2071 nt
Organism: Ylistrum balloti
Lineage: Eukaryota; Metazoa; Mollusca; Bivalvia; Pectinida; Pectinidae
Product: ras association domain-containing protein 2-like
Exons: 11
Coding region: 1-1488 (495 amino acids)
Biological process (GO): signal transduction
Source: RefSeq, a predicted model, not a curated record
AUGAAUACAGUAUGUUCCAAAUGUGAAAAACCCGUGUACUUCGCUGAACGCAAAACUUCUUUGGGCAAGAACUGGCACCCGUCAUGUUUAAAAUGUGAAGAAUGUGGUAAAAUCUUAGCACCUGGUGCACAUGCAGAGCACAAGGGAUUGCCGUACUGUCACCGACCGUGCUACGCUGCUCUUUUUGGACCUCAGAUGGUCGGUUAUGGGUCAAAUGUCCAUUCUCCGGCCAACUACAGAAAGAGUGGUGACCAUGGUACUUUGUAUAACGAGGAACUGCCGUCUUUCGCCCCUAAAAUGGUUUACGAAGUUCAGGUGAACGACAAGCAGACAGAAGUAAUUCGGCGAAGAUCGGAUGUGUAUUCUAGUCAGACUGUCUUAUCGUCUAUAGAGUCAGAUACCCCAAUGUCUGUACCUCAGUUUGAUUCGGAAACACAAGAACUGCUACAAAAGAUUAAAAAUUUCAACAGCUACUAUGAGGGGAAAACGAGACAGUCAUUAUCAGCAAACACAAACAGUCCUGACCUAGUCAUACAGGGCCCAGUCAGGAUCUACUGGGGUGUAUUUAAGCCUAUACAGCUACAGCACUGCGACAAUGUGCCGUCAAAUCUGCACCAAACUAACUGGCGGCACAGCUUUAUCCCAGGGGACAUCCACCAAGGUCAGGAUAACACCCCUGGUAACAAUGGGUUCCCCCGUCCGCGGGCAGAGGAGCCAAGUCCAUCUACCUCCUCACGAGUACCUGACCUCCUGGAGAAUCUACCUAAGCUGUCCUUGGAGGAGCCGUCAUCCCCAAGUCAUUCAAGUAAGGGGUUUGAUGAUAGUAUCAUUCAGACUCCACCAGAGGGCGUGGUGAUGAGGAGGAAAAACAUAAAGAAGUUCAACACAGUAGCAUACCGGGGUGAUUCACGACCCAACAAGUGGAAGCGAGCAUCCAUCAAUGGUCACAUCUACAACUUUGAUACACGGGUGUUCACUCCAGUGAUGGGCAGCUGUACAAGUGUAACUGUUGACAGUACAUUCUCCACACCAGAUGUCAUCAAAACACUGCUGGAGAAGUUUAAGAUUGAAAACCAGCCAGAUGAAUACUCACUAUAUUUAGUAACAGAAAAUGCAGGAGAAAGGCUUCUGAGGGAUACUGAUAUUCCCCUACUGGAGAGGGUGGCUCUUGGACCUGAUGAGGUCUCAAAGUCCAAGAUAUUCCUGAGGGACAAAGUGGCCACACCCAGGAAGUCUUCCCUUGUCCAGCUGGCGGUACCAGAUGUAGUGGUGGAAGAGGAGGAUGUAGAGGAACCUGUGCCAAAACCAGAACCACGAUUACCACAUGAGGUGGAACAGCUAAUCUCUAUACCAGAACCAGUACUACGAGGGAUUCUUCAGAAGUUCCUCAAAGAUGAAGAAACAGAUAUACAGAAUGUCAGAGCAAGAUUUUCUGUGGCAAAAAAGAGGAUCAAAGAGGAGAUCGCCAAGAUAAAAACAAAGAUGUGACCUUGUGAUGUAGUGGUAGAAACAAAUUAAAUUAUUGACAAGUUUUUGUGAUACUUGACAGGUUAUUUGAAGUAAAAUAUGUUCUCCCACAGUUACUACAUCUCGGUGUUAUCAAGUGAGGGCAUGGCGAUUUAUAUGAUGUUGGUGAGAAGAAAAGUAGUUUUACAGAGACGAGUAAGGCAGUUUUGUUGUUUUGUUAACGACAUCCUGGUACAUACUGGGUAGUUAUAAAGUUCCGUAUCAAUUCAUUUACCGUAUACAAUGUAAUGUAAGGAAAAGUUUAAGGAUGAGAAUUGAUUUCAAAAUUUGGGUAAUACCAUGCUUAAAUAGUUGCUUUGAUAUCAAAACUCUUUGGCAUGAUUUUUUUCUAUUUCAAUUAAAAAAAAACUUUAAAGAAUGUUCAAUUGUGAAAAUGUUUAAACUCACCUUUCAGACUUUUUUUCUCUCCAUUUUUUUUUAUAACUUUUUGUUGUGGUUAUGGCUGAUUUUGAUGCUGAGGUUGAAUAGUCUCUAAUCAUUUUAUGAAUCUUUUAGACAUUUUUAAUUUGAAAAUGUCAUACCAUAGAUCAUUUGUUUAAUUAAA